CCGCGUUGCGCGGGGAAGAGUGCGCGGCGGCACCGUGAGAGGACGGGCGGGCGGGAAGAAGAGGGAGGGAGGGGAAGGGUCUGUUCCGCCAUGGCUGUGGACAUCACCCCCCUCUUCAAGGCCUGCGUGAAGACGGUGAAAACCCGCAACAAAGCGCUGGGGGUGGCGGUGGGGGACAGCGCUAAGGAGGAGCUGCUCAAGCGGAACAACUCCCGCUCCAAGAGCGACUUCACCAGCCGGGCCCGGGAGGUGGUUUCUCAUAUUGGAAAGCUGAAAGAUUUUCUCCUGCAGCACAGAAAGGAUUAUAUCAAUGCUUACAGCCAUACAAUGUCUGAGUACGUGAGGAUGACAGACACAGAGAGGGAUCAGAUAGACCAAGAUGCUCAGAUAUUCAUGAGGACUUGUGCAGAUGCCAUCCACCAGCUGAGGACAGAAGCACCCAAGGGUGUCCAGUCUGCUCAGGUCAAGGAGCACAGAACAGCUGUCUUGGACUUGAUUGAAGAUUACUUAAAAAGGGUGUGCAAACUCUACUCUGAACAAAGAGCCAUCCGACUGAAGAGAGUGAUAGAUAAGAAGAGACUGUCCAGACUUGAACCUGAGCAAAGCAACGUGUCCAAGUCACCUCUUUCCCAUGAAAAGUCUGCCCAGAAUCCUUUGGAUGAUUCUGAAGAGAAACUUUCUGCUGAGGAGAGCAAAGAAAGGAACCUGCCUGAUGUCCAGAGUAACCUUGGAUUAUGGGGGGAUGGCAGAGGUGAAGAUGAGCUGUCACCUGAAGAAAUACAAAUGUUCGAACAGGAGAACCAGAGACUCGUUGGUGAAAUGAACAAUCUCCUCGAUGAAGUCAGACAAAUUGAAGGAAAAGUGGUGGAAAUCUCCAGAUUACAAGAGAUAUUCACUGAAAAAGUCCUGCAGCAGGAAACUGAUAUUGACAAUAUCCAUCAGUUAGUUGUGGGUGCAACAGAGAAUAUCAAAGAAGGCAACGAAGACAUAAGAGAGGCCAUCAAAAACAACGCUGGAUUUAGAGUAUGGAUCCUCUUCUUCCUUGUGAUGUGCUCAUUUUCCUUGCUUUUCCUGGACUGGUAUGAUAAUUAAUUAAAGAGGGUCUAUCUAGCUUGUGUUGCAGUGCACAUCCUUACCAAGAUGCUAAAGCCAUGGUGGAACUGCAGUUAAUAAUAAAACACUGAGCAU
Molecule: messenger RNA, 1188 nt
Organism: Calypte anna (Anna's hummingbird)
Lineage: Eukaryota; Metazoa; Chordata; Aves; Apodiformes; Trochilidae
Gene: STX18
Product: syntaxin 18
Exons: 12
Coding region: 91-1092 (333 amino acids)
Biological process (GO): intracellular protein transport; retrograde vesicle-mediated transport, Golgi to endoplasmic reticulum
Cellular component (GO): endoplasmic reticulum; membrane; SNARE complex
Molecular function (GO): SNAP receptor activity
Source: RefSeq, a predicted model, not a curated record